AUGCCGAAAAGUGUUGCUGUCAUCGGGGCUGGCCCCGGCGGCGCUAUUACAGUUGAUGCACUAGCACAAGAGAAAGCAUUUGAUGUCAUUCGUGUUUUUGAUAGACAAGAACACGCCGGCGGGUGUUGGGUGUCUAGAGAGGAAGAGCCGCCUCGGUCAUUUGAUUUUGAUGCACUUUCUGCUCGGACAGCAGAUGCUCCACUUCAAAUCCCCGAGAAGCUCCCAUGUUGGACGCCAGUCAGCUUUCAGGACCGGUUCAUGGAUUCUCCCGUGUAUCCGGGAUUAGAGACCAACGUGGACGCAGGAGCCAUGUCAUUUUCUCAAGAGGUCAUUCCUACAGUCCGCUCGCAAUGGUCAAUUGAGCGUCAUGGUGAAGAUACACCAUUCAGACAUCACACGGUGAUCCGGAAGUUUAUUGAAGAUCUGUUCUACCGGAAGGGCUAUCAGGAUCUUGUCCAGUAUAACACGACUGUUGAACGCGCUAUUAAAGACCCUCAGACUCAGAAAUGGGUGCUGACAUUAAGACGAACGGAAGACCAUAACGGCACUCGUUCUGAUUACUGGUGGUCCGAAGAGUUUGACGCUGUCGUUGUGGCCACGGGCCACUACGCUGUGCCCUGGAUCCCGGCAAUUGCAGGAUUGCAAGAAUUUGCAGAGAGGUAUCCUGGCAGUGUGAUACACACAAAACAGUACCGCGGCCCCGAGAAGUACUCUGGAAAGAAAGUGAUCACCGUCGGCGCGUCGGUGUCUGCCGCGGACACAGCAGUGAGCUUGGUUGACAGCGCGCAAACACCAGUGAUCGCCGUUGUACGUGGUCGUUACAACACAUACUUUGGAGACUUGGCCUUCCAACACCCCAGGAUUCAGCGUCGCACGCCUAUCUCGCACAUCACAAGUGAUGACCAAGGCGAGCGCACUGUGCACUUCGAAGAUGGGACCGCUGAGACCGGUGUGGAUCAUAUAAUCUUUGGAACUGGCUUCAGUUGGACACUACCUUUCUUGCCACAAGUCGCGACACGCAACAAUCGGGUUCCCGAUUUGUACCAGCACGUCUUCUACCGACAUGAUCCAACGCUAGCCUUUGUGGGCGCGGUCGGUGCUGGUCUGACCUUCAAAGUCUUUGAAUGGCAGGCAGUCGCGGCUGCUCGUGUGUUGGCUGGCAAGGUGUCUUUACCGUCUGUUGCGGAACAGGAGAAGUGGGAAACCGACCGGAUCGCCGAGAAGACCGACGGUCCCGCAUUCACAGUUCUCAAUCCCGACUUUGAAGCCUACUUUGAGACUCUCCGGGCGCUUGCCGGCGAACCCAAGGACGGUACUGGACGCCGUUUGCCUCAAUUCGAGCAAAAAUGGCUCGAUGAUUUCAAUGAAGGCGCAGAGCGUCGCAAGCAAAUGUGGCGGAAAAGUAACGCGGCCGCUCGAUUGUAA
This is a messenger RNA of Penicillium salamii, 1425 nucleotides long. NCBI's taxonomy places the organism in Eukaryota, Fungi, Ascomycota, Eurotiomycetes, Eurotiales, Aspergillaceae. The record is from the annotation of a GenBank genome assembly.